CCUAACGCGCGGGUGGGGCCUGUGUGUGCGCCGUAGAGACGGUAAUGUGAGCAGAGACGCGCAAGCAGCCCGUUCAAUGAAGCGUUAUAGAUGACCCUGUGAGGACCCGCUGUUGUUUUUUUGUUCGAGAUCGGCCUGUAAAUGCCGUUGUUGUGUGGAAAUAUCCGGCGCCGCCGUGACGGUCGUGCGAUGCUGAACGAGCGGCCGGAGCGGUUUGUGCUGUGAUUCGUUGUGGCCGAGGGCAGAGCGGGUUAAAACACCACGAGCGAGCGGAUUAUUAAGACUUCCAUUAUGGUGCACUAGCCGAGCCUGAUGCCUCGAGACUGGGGGGCGAUGUGAAACGCAUUGAUCUCGCUCGCUCGCUCCCUUUCCGUGCACCUAGGACGAAGAAUGAACGACGCGCGAGAUAUGUCUCCCGAUUUCGUCUUGAUGCGCCUGGUCUCCGCGGCCGAGGACGACCGCCGCUUGGACGAGGAGAGCGGCACCGUGCCGUCAGGCGGCGGAGCGCUUUUGGCUCACGGUGGCGUGAAGAGCAAAGUGGAGCGCGCGCGUGGGGCGCCCACGACUGCCAUCCUCCCAACGGCGGUGGCGGCGAACAACAAAGCGCCGCGGCCCGGCGGCCCCGAGGCACCUGACGGUCGAGUGACGGCGACGGGGCCCGUGGCGCCUCCUCCGCUUCACGCCGCCGAGGCCGCGCGCAGAGGUGGGAUGGCGGGGCCUCAGCUGCUGGUGUUCCGAAACCUGCCGCGAGAGUCCGACGGCUGCGACGAUGCCGAGGGACAGCGCGCGACGGGCCCCGCGGACGGCCAGGCGGCGCGAGCCGGUGUGAACGAUGAGCGAGAAGGCGGCGCCGUGGACACGCUACAGCACCCGCCGUGGGCGCUCCACCCGCGUCUCAAACUGGACGGGCCAGGGGCUGAUCUGUGUCACCGGCAUGCUAUGGUCAAGGAGCGGACGGACUGGCCUGUGGCGGCAACUCCAGAUGCCAGCACCCCACUUUCACCCAAAUGGGUGACCGACGGGCCCGUUCUGGAACUGGCAAGAACAUUCGGGCAGUUGGGGGUCACCGGCGUCCCUGACUUCCUGCUCAAGGAGGGCGACCUGCCACACUGCUCUUGCCAAAGUGCCCUCGGUCAGGCAGCGGCAGUGGCAGCUGGGGUCAGGCAGGGUGAGGACCCGACAGAGACCAGCGAUGCCCUGUUGGUGCUGGAAGGCCUCGCAUCUGAGGAGGUGAAUGGUCUGGGUGUUGGCCAGAAGAGCCACACCGGGUCACAGGAUGGGGAUGGCGGUGGGCAGGUGAAGGGAGAACUCGCGAGUGAGGUGGCGGGCGCCUUUGCCCUGAAAUGUUUGCCAACGAUGUUGUCGGCACAGGCUGUUGGGGUGAGCGGAGCACUUUGCUCCGCGGCAUGCCACGACCCGCAGCUGUGCUGCCUGCUGCGGGGCUCUCUGGUCCCCAGGGCUCAGGUCAGUCCUGCUGACAGACUCUCACCAGACGUCCCAGCACCAGAGUCGCGCAGGGAGACGCCGGCUUCUAGCCCUAAAAGGAGCACUGGGACACUUUCAUCUCGAGGAGCGGGCAGUGCAGGCCAGAAGACACUCAAACUGCCGGGCAAAUCCAGGAAAGGGUCACUUAAAAUUCGCCUGAGCAAACUUUUCAGAACUAAAAGCUGUAGUGGCUCCAAUAACCUGCUAGAUAAAAGACCUUCAGUUACUUUCUCCAUAUCUUCAGCUGGCAGUUUGGUGGACAUGUCAGGAGUGAAUAGUGUGGAGCAAGACACAACCAGCCAACCUGGACUAACAAGGGCCCAAAGUGCCUUCUCUGCUGCUGCUUUCACUCCUGUCUUCACUGGAGAGACAGUGUCGUUGGUGGAUGUGGACAUUUCCCAGAGAGGAAGAAACUCUCCUCACCCCCCUCCAACACCCCCACCCCCACCACGCAGGAGUCUCAGCCUUCUAGACGAUAUAGGUGGGCCGCAGCCUGGGCCUUUCCUAGUGAGUGUCAUGGGGGCGUCCCUGCAGUCUCUCCCCCUGCCUCUUCCUCCUCCUCCCCCCCUCCAUGCCACCAUCCAGCAUAGUCUCAGCCUCAAUGAUGCUUUCUUCCGAGCACUUCCUCAUUCUGCACCAUCGCCAAUGGAGACUCCGCCCCCAUCCCGAGUGGCCCCAGCUCCAAAUCUUUGUCCUUUGAGGGGAGUUGAUUCCAGCAGCUUCACAGCUAGCCUAAGGGAACUAGAGCGGUGUGGCUGGUACUGGGGCCCCAUGAACUGGGAGGAUGCUGAAUUGAAGCUGAAAGGGAAGCCUGAUGGCUCGUUUCUAGUGCGGGACAGUUCAGAUCCCCGAUACAUCCUCAGCCUCAGCUUUCGCUCGCAGGGGGUCACACACCACACACGCAUGGAGCAUUAUAGAGGGACCUUCAGCUUGUGGUGCCAUCCAAAGUUUGAAGACCGCUGCCAUUCUGUGGUGGAGUUCAUUGAGCGUGCCAUCAUGCAUUCUAAAAAUGGAAAAUUCCUUUACUUCCUGCGGUCACGUGUUCCAGGGCUCCCACCAACUCCAGUGCAGCUGCUGUAUCCAGUCUCUCGCUUCUGCAAUGUCAAGUCCUUGCAGCACCUCUGCCGCUUCUGUAUCCGACAGCUCGUCCGCAUAGAUCACAUCCAGGAGCUCCCUCUCCCAAAACCCCUCAUUGUCUACCUGAGAAAGUUCUACUACUACGACCCAGAGGAAGAGAUGUAUUUGUCAAUCAAAGGCAUGCGCCAGAUGGCAGGCGUGGAGCAAGAGCCAGAGUCUGAAACGUAGCCGGAAGAGCUAUGUUUGUGUGUUCUGUGUAUGGAUAGCGGAUGGGAUAGUGCAUAGACACUGCUGGUGCACAGCUCUGCCCUAACUCCCCAUCAGUCUUCCAGCAGAAGCCAAUGAACAUCAUCGGAACUGCCCCCUUCUUAUUUUUGAUCAAAAAGAAGACAGAAGUGGGCAGGGAAAUGCUGGAGUACUGUCCAUAUGAAACUGGCAUUAUAUCCAGAGACUGAUCUGGCAGUCUGGACAGGCACAGGACUGAAAAUGAAACACAUAGAACAUUUAAUGUGAUCUGGAGUUAUGACAUAAACCUCCAUCUGUAGCUUUCUCAUGGGGAAAAAAACAUGGGAGUUUUUAACCUGGACACAUUCGUGAAUCACUUUCCUUUAUUUUGGUUCUUCUUUCUCUCCCUGUUCUCUUGCUGUCCCCUUUAUUUCUCCAUUACCUGUACUGUAACUUCCUCAGUCUGACAGCAGGCCACAUGAACUGCCUUUUCAGUAAAAGAGAGUGAAAAUGAAAAAGGCUUUGGAAUUCCACUUCACUCACAUGUAGGUCUGACACUACAGUACAGAACAUACUGUGUUAGAAUGGGUUGUUCUUUAAGUUUUAUAGAGUUAGCUCUGUUUCCAUCCACUUCCUGCGCAAAUUGCAAGAGAUAAAGUGAAAAUAUAAAAAAACGAUUUUUGCCGCAUAUCAGUUUUUUUCAGUGACUUAGCGAUAAAAAAUAAUUUCAGUAAAAAAACAAAAAAAAACAAACCCAAAUUGGUUUAUUGAUGAAAAAUGUUGUCUGUUUCUGUCUCUAAUUUCAUGUGUGUCACACCUUGUGUUGCUUUGGCUUCCCUGACUUCCCCAUAACCUACUGAUGAAGACAUUUUUUAUUUAUUAUUAUUCAUUUAUUAUUAUUGUUUUUCCAUCUGAACCGUUACAGGAGACAUCACAUUUCUCUAUCAUAUAGAGCUGUUUGAGCCCUUUCCAUUCAGAAAGGCUGCAUUCUUUUUUUGCAAAUCUAUCUCUGUAAGAGCUGAAAAGUGGCAGCAUUCCUUUAAAAAUGCUCUUUUUUAUCGUCUCUUCCUCAGUCCAGCUCUACCUCCCGUCCACACUGUUUCUGUUUGCAUUUCAUGUGGAGGCACGUGGGGGUGCUCUGUCACCUGACGCUAAAGCUACAUUCACAUUACCAGGCUGAAAUGGCACAAGUACGAUUUUUUUGCCUUAGGCUACGUUCACAUUACAAGCCUUAUUGUUUAAUUCCAAUUUUUUUGUUCAGAUCUAAUUUUUUUACUAUGAUGGUUCUCACUCAAAUCUGUUGUGACUCAAAUCUGUUAUUAAUGUGAACAAAACUGUGUCCUGAAACGACCCGCAUGUGCACAUCCUAAUGAAUCACAUCAUUGAUGAACCAUUAGGCUUAAUGUACUGUGAACACAGUCUAGACUACUGUGUAAAAAGGUUUUUUGCAACAUUUAGGUAUCGAUAAACAAUUUAUCAAAAAUGUUUUGUUGACAUUUGUUAAAUAUUACAGACAGUUUACUUUUCCUUAGCUUGUAUCACUAAAAUUCAAGUUAUUUUUUUUCCUUUAGAUGGAAACUAGCUAUUAUGUCUGACACAAACAGACAUACAGAAAUUACUCCAAACAACUGGGCACUCUUUUUCACCACAUGUUUCAUAUGCAUCUGUAUUAUUCUUUGUGCAAGGCACAAGCAAACUGGGAUUAAGUACUAAUUGAGUAUUUCACUAAAGGUCUAUAUUUAGCAUUGUUGUGUGGACCCAUAUUUAUACUAGUGACAAAGAUAGCGAUUUGAAGAAAUGCCAUUCUAAACUAUAAUAGCUGGUUGUCAGAGAAUGUAGAUAAACACUAAUUUACUCCUAAUCACAAUGAUUAUACUAAACUCCAUGAGAACAUAGGAUCCACAAACUGUGAUUUACAAUCACAGUAGGUGAGUUUGAACAGAAAUACGUUUCAGGGGAGGUAUAUAAUUCCAUGUAAGAGUUCCAUUUAAUGGGAUAGACCAUCAUUUCUUAGCUUAACAUAUUCAUUAUCCUUGAUCAGCUCCUGUCCUGUGCACCAAAAUAUCUACAAAUAACAUUACAACAAUAGUUAUCAAAAUUACUGAUGAGUGAUGAGGAAAAAUGUCCUUACUUUUUACAAAAAACAGUUAUGUACCUGGACUUGAGGUGAGAAUUGUUUCUAAGAUGCAUUACAAUUGUCUCUUGAAUGAUUUUACUACUGCAUACAGAAAGUAAUUUUUAAAUUGAAAACUGUAAACAGUACCAGGCUAUUCAAAUUAAGCAAAUUCUAAUAGGUUACAGGGAAAACAAAUCAUAUAUGCAGUAGAACAACAAAAAUUAAGAUGCAAAAAAAGAAUCAUUUUAUAAUUGCAUCUUGGCCCCUUGAACUAAUAUAUGAUUGAUUCAGGUGCCUACAGACUUCCAGCCCUACCACGGACCUUCUCUCAAACACCUGGCAUAUGUGAAACUCAGGUUAAAGUGGAAUUCCAUUUUUCUAAAAAUCUGCAUAGUGAUAUUGUUGAAAUGUUAAUAAAGUCAUGUAGAUUAGA
This is a messenger RNA of Pygocentrus nattereri (red-bellied piranha), 5336 nucleotides long. RefSeq names its product suppressor of cytokine signaling 7 (gene socs7). Gene Ontology annotation, molecular function: 1-phosphatidylinositol-3-kinase regulator activity. Gene Ontology annotation, biological process: phosphatidylinositol phosphate biosynthetic process; intracellular signal transduction. The transcript is spliced from 10 exons. The coding region runs from base 391 to 2790 and encodes 799 amino acids. Gene Ontology annotation, cellular component: phosphatidylinositol 3-kinase complex. The record is from RefSeq and is a predicted model, not a curated record. NCBI's taxonomy places the organism in Eukaryota, Metazoa, Chordata, Actinopteri, Characiformes, Serrasalmidae.